AUGAAUGCUGGUGGUAAAGCAGGAAAAGAUUCUGGAAAAGCAAAAGCUAAAGCGAUUUCUCGUUCGCAUAGGGCCGGUCUUCAGUUUCCUGUUGGUCGUAUUCACCGCCACUUGAAAACUCGCACAACGAGCCAUGGCCGUGUCGGUGCUACUGCUGCUGUCUACUCUGCGGCUAUUUUGGAGUAUUUGACCGCUGAGGUCCUUGAGCUUGCCGGAAAUGCUAGUAAGGAUCUCAAGGUGAAACGCAUUACUCCACGACAUUUACAAUUAGCUAUUCGGGGCGAUGAAGAAUUGGAUACUCUCAUCAAAGCAACAAUUGCUGGGGGUGGCCUUCGAGCGUCUCGACAGCUGCGACUCCCUACAAACAACAUCCAUCCUCAGGGUGUCAAAGAAGUGGUGAAUUCGGUAGCUGUUGGAGGACGCCGACAGACAGCUGACUCGGGAGGUCGAAAAGCUAAAAAGAGAAAAGCAAUGGAGAAGUAG
Messenger RNA from Mesocestoides corti, 483 nucleotides. NCBI's taxonomy places the organism in Eukaryota, Metazoa, Platyhelminthes, Cestoda, Cyclophyllidea, Mesocestoididae. The record is from the annotation of a GenBank genome assembly.